Molecule: messenger RNA, 357 nt
Organism: Linum trigynum
Lineage: Eukaryota; Viridiplantae; Streptophyta; Magnoliopsida; Malpighiales; Linaceae
Source: the annotation of a GenBank genome assembly
AUGAUGCAAGUAGUAAGUACUUGCACAUUUGUCUCGCGGAUAAUUCCCUCGCAGUUUGAUUGCAUCUUUUCAUUGUCCAAAAUCUUGCCAGAUAGUGAAACGGAUAGGAAAGCAUAUUUCAGGGAGCUCAGAAGAGCCCAUUACGACGAGUUCCGGAAAGUGAAAGAACUCCGACGCAAGGGCUCGUUCUUGGAAGACGAGGAGGCAGAAGAAAAUGGACACGCCAAGGCGAAGGAGAACAAUGGAGGAUGCUCAAAUUCGACAUCAGCAGUAACCGCCGGUGUGAGAGACAUCGACAUCCAAGAAGAUGCUACUGCUUCAACUUCAUCUCAUCCCGCAGCUAAUGGAUCAUCUUAG